CGCAGAGGAGCGCGCUGGGGGGAGACACACUGGAGAGAGCGUGCGGUCCGAAAGCAGUUCUGGACUAAAAAUCGAUUUUAAACUCCAGUAGUUUUUGGUGCGUGUGGAUUUAUGGAGAUAAAUAAGAAAGAGUUUGACACCAGUAUGGAGUGAUAGACAGUGAAAGAGAGAGAGAGAAGAAGAAGGAGGAGGACACGCAGUUAAGAACAGCACCUGAAACCUGUUGCCGUGAAGCGCAGCGUCGCUGAGGAGCAGAACCGAGUCUCUGGAGAGCUUUGGAGCACAUAGUGGAUUUACUUCAGCUGUCAUGAGGAACCAGGAGGAAAUCCGAAAGCAACAUUUUUCCAAAAAAUCCAUUUAAAAAAACGGGAAAAUUUUACUUUUAAAGCUUUUUUUUUUUUUUUUUUUUAAACCUUCACUCCAAACAGGAUUUGUGUGUAUGUGCAGCUCCUCUGGAGAAUGGUGUGUGUGUGAGAAGAGUGAUCUUCAGGUCUGGAAUGAAAGUGAGCUGUGAUUUAUGUGGCCGUGGAGAUGCUGCUGGAGCAAUUCCGCUUUCCUUCAGGGAUUUCUUCUUUCCGAAGCCUGGUAAUAAAUUAGGAACCGGGUCCUGAGCUGAGAAAACGCUCAAAGAGUAAAGAGACAUUUCCCUCCCCUUUCCUCUGAUAUUUGUGACUAUUGGAUAUUUGACCAUGGAGAAGUUUUCCGUCUCUGCACUGGUGUUCCGGCUGCUCGCUUUGCUCGUCUCGGAGCUGCCACAUCCGGCCCUCGGAGCCUCCAAGAACAUCGUGUGUGAGCCCAUUACGGUGCCCAUGUGCAAAGGAAUCGGCUAUAAUCUCACCUACAUGCCCAAUCAGUUCAACCAUGACACGCAGGAGGAGGUGGGAUUAGAGGUGCAUCAGUUUUGGCCUCUGGUUCGAAUACGUUGCUCUCCGGAUUUGCUGUUUUUUCUUUGCAGCAUGUACACCCCUAUCUGCCUCCCAGACUAUAAAAAACCUCUGCCGCCAUGCCGCUCUGUCUGCGAGAGGGCCAAGAAGGGCUGCUCGCCUCUCAUGAUCCAGUACGGGUUCGAGUGGCCCGAGCGGAUGAGUUGUGAGCAGCUUCCUGUACUGGGUGACCCAGACCGGCUGUGUAUGGAUCAGAACAACAGUGAGACAACGACCCUGUCACCCUCGUUCCCCAAACCUACCCCUAAGGGUCCAAACAGGCACCGAUCCACAGCCAAAUCUGGUACAAAUCAGAAGUGUGACCGGGAAUGCCGCUGCCGUGAGCCUUUGGUCCCGAUUAAAAAGGAGGCCCAUCCUCUGUACAACCACGUGCACACCGGCUCGCUGCCCAACUGUGCCCUCCCCUGCCACCAUCCCUAUUUUUCCCAAGAUGAACGCGCUUUUACAACCUUCUGGAUUGGAUUGUGGUCGGUACUGUGCUUCAUCUCCACCCUCACCACCGUGGCUACGUUCCUUAUCGACAUGGAGCGCUUUAAGUACCCUGAGCGCCCCAUCAUUUUCCUGGCCGCCUGCUACCUCUUUGUGUCACUAGGCUACAUCGUGCGAUUGCUCGCGGGCCACGAGCGGGUGGCGUGCGGCGGCUCUGGGGAGCAGCAACACAUCCUGUACGACACUACCGGCCCGGCUCUGUGCACGCUAGUCUUCCUGCUCGUCUACUUCUUCGGCAUGGCCAGCUCAAUCUGGUGGGUGGUGCUGUCGUUCACCUGGUUCUUGGCCGCAGGGAUGAAGUGGGGAAAUGAAGCCAUUGCUGGCUACUCGCAGUACUUUCAUCUAGCAGCGUGGCUGAUCCCCAGCGUCAAGUCGAUUGCUGUGCUGGCCCUCAGCUCUGUAGAUGGAGACCCUGUCACUGGAAUCUGCUACGUGGGCAACCAGAGUCUGGAGAGCUUGCGAGGCUUCGUGCUAGCACCCCUAGUAGUCUACCUCUUCUCCGGGUCACUGUUCCUGCUGGCCGGGUUCGUGUCACUCUUUCGCAUCCGCAGCGUCAUCAAGCAGGGUGGCACCAAGACGGACAAAUUGGAGAAGCUGAUGAUUCGCAUUGGCCUGUUCACCGUGCUCUAUACUGUCCCAGCAACCAUCGUGGUGGCAUGCUUAGUCUACGAGCAGCACUACAGACCGGGCUGGGAGCAGGCACUUGCCUGUACCUGUCCCUCAGAGCGCCAGCAGCUCGGUUUAGGGCCCGAAUAUGCAGUGUUCAUGCUUAAGUAUUUCAUGUGCUUGGUGGUGGGCACCACCUCGGGGGUAUGGAUCUGGUCAGGAAAGACGUUGGAUUCAUGGCGCGGGUUUGCGGCCCGCUGCUACCCGUGCAGGGCCAGAAAGCCCCCCGCCUCAGCUUCUUCUAUGUACAGCGAAGCCAGCACGGCACUCACUGCUCGAGUCGGAUCAGCACCACCCGGAUCCUACCACAAAUCAGCUCCACCGUCUCACGUCUGAUCGAACAGAACUUAACAUGAAGGAUCUUAACAAACUGAUCGCUUUUACAUAUGCGGAUACAAUGUGAUCAAAUGGAAUUUAGACUUUUGGAUGCAAAAAAAAAAAAGCAGGAAGAAAAAAAAAAAAACAUUAAGGAAUAAACUGGAGAAUGAUCUCCUGGCUGAAACCAUGCUGGGAAAAGAAGAAAAAAAAAUCACAGGAGCUACUAGAGACCGUGUCCCACUUGUGGGCAUGUUAUUUAUUUGUGUAUGUAAAUAUUUGUUCCUUUCACAUUGUGAUCUACAGGGAAUGCCCCAACUGUGUGUGUGUGUUUGUGCUUUUAUAAUGGAAACCAGAGGUGGAAUAUUUUCACCAGAACAGGGACCUUUUUUAUUUUUCAAUUCCACGUCAUCGAAUGGGUUUCACUGGUAAACAAUACGUGCCGUGACAGGAUUACGCCAAACGUCCUGUAUAUAAUUGUGAAAAGAAUUCAGAAACGAUGGAGAAAAACAGUGGACCAAGUCAAGUCUCAUUUCAUACAGCGUCCACAGGUGUCCUGAGAACACGCUCGCUGGUAAGACAAGUAAAUGACUGAUUAUCGCAGAUAGUCCAGUGCACGGUUUGCUAUUUGGCUGAUAAAACACUGAUGAUGAAUCUGCAACUUUGGGAAGAUUUUUGAUCUUGCAAAUUUUAGAAAACAAAACACAAAUCAGGAACUAUAAGUGAACAGAAAAUUUGAGAUGUUGAUGGACUUCACAUCCCUAAGCUUCACUCCCAUCUAGUGGACAUUUUAUGUUCUGCUGGGUCUUUUAGAACUUCUGUGCUCGACUCCACACCUUAUUCAUGAUUUCUUGAAGUAAAUCAGAUGCAAAUCAGUUUACGGUUCAUUUUCUAAAACCGAUUUGUCAGAGGAUUUUAGGCUUCCUGGCCAGUUCUCCUCUCUUCUUCAGGACCUGUGUGUGUGUGUGUGAGAUGAUGCGUUUGUAGAUCUGAGCAGAAAUUAAUUUUUAAAUCUGAUCAAAAACACAGUCGUUUCUUGGUUCUAUGAGUGUACAUAUUCGUUUUGCCCUGUGUGUAAAUCCAGUAUCCGGAUAUUUCUUUUAUAACGAGCUGCUCUUGUGUGUAAAUACUUUUUUUUUUUUUUUUUUAAAACAAAAUGUUGAUUGCUGAGAUUUUUAAAAGAUUUAGAUAUUUAUGACAACUGGAGUGUUGUGUUUCAUUGCUUUCUCUUAUUUGUAGAGAAUAAAACGAUGGCGCGAUCUGGUUUCUGGAUUGUUGCCUUCAAUCAAACCGUUUUCCCGGUUUAAUAUUUAAUGUACAUUUUUAAAACAAGGGCCUUUCCUCAGGGGCCCAGGAGUUGCAACAUAAACUUCAUGUCUGUGAA
Messenger RNA from Silurus meridionalis, 3798 nucleotides. It is a transcript of the gene fzd5, whose product is annotated as frizzled class receptor 5. Gene Ontology annotation, biological process: canonical Wnt signaling pathway; non-canonical Wnt signaling pathway. Lineage: Eukaryota; Metazoa; Chordata; Actinopteri; Siluriformes; Siluridae. The record is from RefSeq and is a predicted model, not a curated record. Gene Ontology annotation, molecular function: Wnt-protein binding; Wnt receptor activity. The coding region runs from base 690 to 2435 and encodes 581 amino acids. The transcript has 2 exons. Gene Ontology annotation, cellular component: plasma membrane.